AGCUCUGAAAAUGAUGACGUUCUACAUGAAUUGCUGGCUGGUAGUGGAAGUGGAACUGUUUAGCCUGAAUGUCGGGCUAUAAACUGAAGAAUACUUGAAUAACAUUGCAUAAGAAAGCAAUAAGAAGGUAUUUGAAUGAAUGACUAAUCGAAACGAUAUAGCAGUCUGACCUAUUGAUGCCAAUUACCUAACCAGAGAAGGCUAUAGUGAAUAAGAGGAAAACAGCGAUAUAACGGACUGAAGCUAAAAGUGCGAUUGAAGCCAUUUUCUCCUCAGACGAGGAGCGUGGUAACGUGACAUCAUGAACGUGGGCACGGCACACAGCGAGGUGAACCCCAACACACGGGUAAUGAACAGCCGGGGCAUCUGGCUCUCCUACCUCCUGGGCAUCGGCCUGCUGCAUGUCAUCCUGCUCAGCAUCCCCUUCGCCAGUGUGCCCGUGGUCUGGACGCUCACCAACCUCAUACACAACCUGUGCAUGUACCUGUUGUUACACUUGGUGAAAGGAACCCCGUUUGAAACUCCGGACCAGAGCAAGGCUCGCUUCUACACAUACUGGGAGCAGAUGGACUAUGGUGUACAAUUCACUGCCUCACGCAAGUUCCUCACCAUCACUCCUAUCGUCCUCUACAUCCUCACCAGCUUCUACACCAAGUAUGACCGGGCCCACUUUGUGGUCAACACGGUCUCCCUGAUGACCGUGCUCAUUCCCAAGCUCCCCCAGCUUCACGGAGUUCGGAUCUUUGGCAUUAACAAGUACUGAUGGGGCGGAAGAGGACACCGCCAUUCCUCCAUCUCCCUGUGGACUGUAAACACAGAGUAUCAGGCCCCGCCGUAUUGGCCCCCAGCCCAUAGGGAUCCAUGGCCCCUCUCUGGCUCACAGGGCUAUUGAGCACUCUGCUAAAUGAAACCUAUGGGCGAUAAACAACACAGAAUUGACUUACAGGGCUCGGCUGGGUCCGAGCUCCUAUGUGGU
Messenger RNA from Oncorhynchus mykiss (rainbow trout), 976 nucleotides. RefSeq names its product ORMDL sphingolipid biosynthesis regulator 3 (gene ormdl3). The record is from RefSeq and is a predicted model, not a curated record. Lineage: Eukaryota; Metazoa; Chordata; Actinopteri; Salmoniformes; Salmonidae. Gene Ontology annotation, cellular component: endoplasmic reticulum membrane.